UACUCAUCAUUGUUGAACAAAUAAAUUAUCUCUAGAAACAUAUUUAACUUUUAUACUAAAUAAAAAAGAAUAUAGAGUAUUUAGUUCAAUACAAUAAAAAUUAGCUAUUUAACAAGCUGAAAUAAUCGAUGAAAAUAUUUUUGUAACAAUAUAACUUAAAUAAUUCUAAAUAGAAAUGGGACAUAAUUUAAAAAUAUAUGUAAUGCAGUUUUCAGUGCCGAGUUGGCUUUUAUUACAUUAUAUUUGACCAGAAAAUCAUAUAAGAAAAUUUAAAGGAUCACUAGCACCUGUGUCAACACGUUUAAAUAUUAACUGAUAAGUCUUCCGCAACAACUUCGAGAACUCAACCUUUCUCUUCAGUUUUUGACUUUUUGUUUUUGUUAUACUUAAAUUUUAUUCAUUAAAAUGUGGUCUAAUAUGGUUGAUCGUUUAAAAAAAUAUUUAUCGGAUAUUAUUAAAUUAAAAAAUAUCUGUCUUUAAAAAUUUAACGUCAACACUAUACAUAAAUAACUUUUUCCUUUGCCAAAUCAAAUAUUGUUUUAGUAUUGUUUAAACUUAAACUGAAAAGAUCCUUAAAUUACUUAUCAUACGCACAUCUGUUAUUGCCGUGAUGGAGCCAAUGUUGGUUGAGGUACUCUGGAUUGUUAUUCUAGGAUUUGUAAUUGCGUUUAUUCUUGCCUUUGGAAUCGGAGCAAAUGAUGUUGCUAAUUCAUUUGGUACAAGUGUAGGAUCUGGAGUAUUAACAAUCAGACAAGCAUGUUGGUUAGCUACGAUUUGCGAAGUCAGUGGAGCCGUUUUAAUUGGAUAUAAAGUAUCAGAUACUAUGCGUAAAGGAAUUUUGGAUGUGAACCUUUACGAAGGUCACGAAGAAGAAUUAAUGCUUGGUUGUUUGGCAGCUUUGGGAAGCAGUGCUAUUUGGUUGCUUGUUGCAACAUUUUUAAAACUACCUAUAUCGGGAACACACAGCAUUGUUGGUUCUACAAUUGGAUAUAGUUUAGUUGCUAGAGGAACAAAUGGUCUUCAAUGGCAUAAACUAGGAACAAUUGUUGCAUCUUGGUUCAUAUCUCCCGUAAUGAGUGGUUUUGUUAGUGUCGGCUUAUAUUGGUUGAUUCAGAUAUUUAUUUUGAACGCUAAAAAUCCAUUUGCUGUUGGUUUGGUGUUUCUACCAAUAUUCUAUGGUAUUACCGUAUUCAUAAAUGUUUUUAGUAUAGUUAAUGAUGGCCCAAAAUUAUUAUACAUGGAUAACAUACCUUUUUAUAUCGCAAUAAUUAUUAGUAUCAGUAUUGCUUUACUAGUUGCUGGAGUAGUUCAAGCAAUAGUUGUACCUUGGCAGAGGACUAAAAUUCAUAAAGAUAUUCAUAAAGGAAAAGCAACAUUUACUUUUGGAGACUCAGAUGAUUCAUCAAGCCAUAAUAGUCCUCGACGACGUUCAGUUUCAAUAAUAUGUGAUGAAAGAAAUAAACCUAGAUCAGAAACAACUGAGUUAGUAUCGUUUGAUACUGUAGGAGAUAAGCUUACAAAAUGUUUAGAUUUGAAAAUGAAACAAGAUCGUUCUAUAUUGGAAAAUACUAAUAACAAUGUAACAAGGAACAAGUUUGAUUCAAACAUUAUGCAACAAGCUGAAUAUCUCUUAGGAAAGCAUAGUUUAGAUAACACAGACGUUACCAUUACAAGUCUUAAUUACAUUGAUGAGUAUCAAAACACCAUUAAUAAUGGUGAUGCAAACACUAACAUUCGUACGAUUCAAGGAUAUUUUGAAGAUUCGACCACUUUAAAAUCACCAGAUCCCAAUUUUUGUCGAAAGAAUCAAGUUAUUUCAUCAUCUAAUGACGCAAAGGAAAAGAUUUCACAAAGUAAUACUACUGUCAAUCUAGAUGGUAUCAUCCUUAAUCAGUCGUUAUUACCAACCAAUUCCAGUAAAUUACCGCUGAUUGUAUUAAAAGAUGAUGGACCGCUUUAUAAGCUACAAAAAAAAGAGGAGACACUUGAAGUUUCCAAGCUAUUUUCCUUCUUACAGAUAUUGACUGCAGCAUUUGGGAGUUUCGCUCAUGGUGGUAAUGACGUUUCUAAUGCUAUCGGGCCCUUAAUUGCCUUGUGGCUGAUUUACAGUGACGGCUCGGUCAAACAAACAUCGGAAACUCCAUUACUAAUUUUGUUUUUUGGCGGAGCUGGAAUUUCUAUUGGACUAUGGAUAUGGGGACGGCGUGUUAUCAAAACAAUCGGCAACGAUUUGGCAAAAAUCACACCAUCAACUGGUUUCACAAUUGAAAUUGGAGCUGCAUUAACUGUAUUACUAGCUAGUAAACUUGGACUACCUAUAUCUACUACACAUUGUAAAGUUGGAUCUGUAGUUUUUGUUGGAUACUCAUCAAGUUUGUCUCAAAAAAAUAAUCUGUCAAGUGAGGCAAGAGGAGUUGAUUGGAGUCUUUUCAGAAACAUUGUGUAUGCAUGGAUAGUAACAAUUCCCAUUGCUGCAAUUCUAAGUGCUGGAUUAAUGAUUUUGAUGCAAAAAAUGUACUUUAGGUAGGGGAAUUAAAAUAAAUAAACUAAAUGAGGUUCCCUAAUAAACAA
This is a messenger RNA of Culicoides brevitarsis, 2571 nucleotides long. It is a transcript of the gene NaPi-III, whose product is annotated as sodium-dependent phosphate transporter 2. Gene Ontology annotation, cellular component: membrane. Bases 611 to 2527 code for a protein of 638 amino acids. The transcript has 11 exons. Gene Ontology annotation, molecular function: phosphate transmembrane transporter activity. Lineage: Eukaryota; Metazoa; Arthropoda; Insecta; Diptera; Ceratopogonidae. The record is from RefSeq and is a predicted model, not a curated record. Gene Ontology annotation, biological process: phosphate ion transmembrane transport.